GAACCAGAAAAUACUAUGUACGGUCGAAGCCCACCAAGAAAUCUCGGUCUCAUAUGUGUGGUGUGUGGUGAUACCAGUUCCGGUAAACAUUACGGUAUUUUAGCUUGCAAUGGCUGCUCCGGUUUCUUCAAACGCAGCGUUCGCCGUAAACUUAUUUACAGAUGUCAAGCCGGCACUGGCCGUUGUGUUGUUGAUAAAGCUCAUCGCAAUCAAUGUCAGGCGUGUCGUCUCAAGAAGUGCCUUCAAAUGGGAAUGAACAAGGACGCGGUGCAAAAUGAACGUCAGCCUCGUAACACGGCCACUAUACGACCGGAGACCCUGCGGGAGAUGGAGCAUGGACGUGCCCUACGAGAAGCAGCUGUAGCCGUGGGAGUUUUUGGACCACCGGUUUUAUUGUCACCACCAUGUUACGGACCAGCUCUACUGCCGCCACCAUCACUUUCAGCAUUGCCGACGGGACGUCUAUUACAUCACAAUCACUUGGCCGCCACUUCCAUGCAAUUAACAUCGUCUAUGAAUAGUAAUAAUAAUAACAACAGUGCUACAGGAAACUUUAAUGUAUUUAGUCAUAAUAUAUAUAACAACAACAACAAUAAUAAUAAUAGCAACAACAACAACAACAACAACAACAUCAAAGAAAAAAGAUACGGCUUAACAGUGGAUUUAUCUAGCGGUACAAUGUCCACUACAUCGUCGAAUUCUUCCAGUAGCAAUUCGAUAGAUCCCUGUUCACCGCCACCAGAGAACGCAUUAGCUAAAAAUGCCAUCAGUGGCAGUGUUUCGUCGAUUAGCUCAUCAAGUCCUCCACCGGAUAACGAUAACGACGAUGAUUCCAUUGAUGUGACCAACGAGGAUGAGACGCCAACUAAUGGGGAAAAGUCUCCACAAUUUGAUUUCGCUCAGAUAAUGUCUCCGAACUUGUAUGUGCAUCAGCAGGAAACUGUCUAUGAGACAAGUGCUCGUUUGCUGUUUAUGGCUGUGAAAUGGGCUAAAAACUUACCCAGUUUUGCUAGCUUAUCCUUUCGCGAUCAGGUUAUAUUAUUGGAAGAGUCUUGGUCCGAAUUGUUUCUAUUAAAUGCUAUACAAUGGUGCAUACCUUUGGAUGCGAGCAAUUGUCCUUUGUUCUCGGUAGCGGAACAUUGCAACAAUCAUGACGUUAACACAAAUGGAUCCAAUAAAAAUUGUAUGACCAAAGAGGAGAUAGCCUCAGAUGUACGAACAUUAUAUGAGAUAUUUUGCAAAUAUAAAGCCGUUCUAGUGGAUCCAGCCGAGUUUGCCUGUCUGAAAGCUAUCGUUUUAUUUCGGCCGGAGACAAGAGGUCUUAAAGAUCCAUCACAAAUAGAGAAUUUACAAGAUCAAGCCCAUGUUAUGUUGUCACAGCAUACGAAAGCUCAAUUUACGGCUCAGGUAGCACGAUUUGGACGUUUGCUGUUAAUGUUACCGUUACUGCGUAUGAUAAAUUCUCAUAAAAUUGAAUUAGUUUACUUUCAAAGGACAAUUGGAAACACACCUAUGGAAAAGGUGUUAUGCGAUAUGUAUAAAAAUUAA
Molecule: messenger RNA, 1548 nt
Organism: Glossina fuscipes
Lineage: Eukaryota; Metazoa; Arthropoda; Insecta; Diptera; Glossinidae
Gene: Hr51
Product: photoreceptor-specific nuclear receptor
Exons: 12
Coding region: 16-1548 (510 amino acids)
Biological process (GO): cell differentiation; positive regulation of transcription by RNA polymerase II; anatomical structure development
Molecular function (GO): nuclear receptor activity; zinc ion binding; RNA polymerase II cis-regulatory region sequence-specific DNA binding
Source: RefSeq, a predicted model, not a curated record